AUGGAUUGCUAUAGGUUGCAUGGUUAUCCUCCAGAUUACAAAUUUAAAAGGAAAUCAGGCAAUACCAACACUCCUCAUACACGUGAUGGAGUACCUAGAAAUAAUAGAUACCAAAUAAGAAGAGAAGAACCUAGAGGAAAAGCAUAUAAUGUGAAGGAAGAUGUUUCUAAACUGCCAGAAGGAACCAAAGGCAGAACACCUGACUAUGAGGUUAAAGAGGAGCAACUCUGCCUCAUAAUUCUUAGGGAACAACAAGGGGAAACCUUCUCAACAAGCAUGGGAAAAUUGCCAGUUGCAGAACCUCCUAAUAUGGAAGGUAACAUCCUUGCAUCCAAUGUAAUUGUAAAUGAGGAAUUAGGUAUUGUUUCGGUAUCUUGUGUAAAAGAUAAAAAGGAGGAAUGGAUAGUAGACAGUGGAGCUACAAAUCAUAUGAUGUCUAAUAAAGAGUUGUUGCAAGAAGAACAUACUAUUAUUAGUGAUAAACAGGACCUCUCAAGUGGGAAGGGAUUGGAGAUUGAUAGAGAAAAGGAAGGUCUUUAUUUGUUGAAGCACAAAAUAAAAGGAACACAAGACAAGCAGCAGCUGGUCAGAGGAUUGAUUGCUACAAAGAAUCCAGUAGACAUUAUGCUGUGGCACAGAAGAAUGGGUCAUGCCUCUGUUGGUGCAAUGCAAAAGCUACUAGAUAUUGAUCAUAGUGAUUGCAAACAAGUUUUAGAUAAGUGUGAACUAUUUCCUCUUGCUAAACACACUCGAAUGCCUUUUCUUGUUAGUAACAUCAAGUCUUCUACUAUUUUUGAUUUGAUGCAUUUGGAUUUCAAUAAGACCAUUAAGAUAUUCAGGACAGACAAUGGAUCUGAGUUUGUUAAUUUUGAAUGUGUACAAUUAUUUCUGGACAAUGGUAUAGUGCAUCAAAGAAGCUGUGUUUACACUCCUCAACAAAAUGGAGUCAUUGAGAGAAAGCAUAGAUACAUUUUGGAGUUGGCCAGGGCAAUCAGAUUUCAAGGAGCUCUUCCUUUGAAGUUUUGGAGACAUUGUGUUUUAGGGAUUGUUUACAUGAUGAAUAAAUUACCUUCAGUUGCCUUAAAAGGCAAAACACCAUUUGAGGUAUUUCAUGGUUACAGAGGCUCUAUUAAUCAUCUAAGAACUUUAGGAUGCUUGUGCUAUGCCAAGAGGUUGCCUUCAGGUGAUAAAUUUGAAGCAAGAGCUGUGUCUACAGUUCAUAUGGGGUAUUCUUUAGUGACUAAGGGUUAUGUCCUAUACAGCUUGAUCCUUUUAUGUCUGAGCAUGCUCAUUUCCCUGAUGAGGCCACCUACUGAUCCAGCCUUCUUUAAUUCUCCUCCUGAUGAAGGAACUACUAUUAGUGCAGUUCCUGCUGAUCCUGUUGUACCUACCAUUGAAGUACCAACUGGUGAUUUAUAUGAUGAGGUGUACAUGUCCCUGCCUGAGGGAUUUUCUAGCCAGGGGGAGUCACAAGGCUUAAGUGGCCUAGAUCAUUCAUUAUUCAUCAAGAGAAAGCAUGGAAAAAUUGUGGUGAUUCUGGUAUAUGUUGAUGAUAUGCUGAUAGUUGGCAAUGAUUUGGUACUGAUUGAACAAACCAAGAAAGAACUGCAUGCUAAGUUCAAGAUCAAAGAUCUUGGAACUCUGAAGUACUUCCUAGGAAUUGAGUUCAGUAGAUCAGAAAAGGGAAUAUUGAUGAACCAAAGAAAGUAUGCUUUGUAA
Messenger RNA from Solanum dulcamara, 1719 nucleotides. RefSeq lists its product as uncharacterized. NCBI's taxonomy places the organism in Eukaryota, Viridiplantae, Streptophyta, Magnoliopsida, Solanales, Solanaceae. Gene Ontology annotation, molecular function: nucleic acid binding. Gene Ontology annotation, biological process: DNA integration. The coding region runs from base 1 to 1719 and encodes 572 amino acids. The transcript has 7 exons. The record is from RefSeq and is a predicted model, not a curated record.